AGGCGCCGCCGCCCGGCCCGGCCUCGCCUCGGACGCCUCGCUCCGACAUGCCCCGCUCUGGCGGCCGGGCUCGCGGAGGAUCAUGACUGCGGCAGCGAACUGGGUGGCGAACGGGGCGAGCCUGGAGGAUUGUCACUCCAACCUCUUCUCGCUGGCUGAACUCACGGGAAUCAAAUGGCGUAGGUACAAUUUUGGAGGGCAUGGGGACUGUGGACCCAUAAUUUCAGCCCCAGCCCAAGAUGAUCCAAUCCUGUUAAGUUUCAUCCGCUGUCUGCAAGCCAACUUGCUGUGUGUAUGGCGUCGUGAUGUCAAACCAGAUUGCAAAGAGUUAUGGAUAUUCUGGUGGGGAGACGAACCCAACCUAGUGGGUGUAAUACAUCAUGAACUGCAGGUUGUGGAAGAAGGACUCUGGGAAAAUGGCCUUUCCUAUGAAUGUAGGACGCUGCUCUUCAAAGCGAUCCACAAUCUGUUAGAAAGGUGCCUAAUGGAUAAGAACUUCGUUAGGAUUGGGAAAUGGUUUGUCCGACCCUAUGAAAAGGAUGAAAAGCCGGUCAACAAAAGUGAGCAUUUGUCCUGUGCUUUCACCUUCUUUCUUCAUGGGGAAAGUAAUGUAUGCACAAGUGUGGAGAUUGCCCAACACCAGCCAAUUUAUUUGAUCAAUGAGGAACAUAUACACAUGGCCCAGUCUUCACCUGCACCAUUUCAAGUACUGGUAAGUCCUUAUGGCUUAAAUGGCACGCUAACAGGCCAAGCAUACAAGAUGUCAGACCCAGCCACCCGUAAGUUGAUUGAGGAAUGGCAGUAUUUCUAUCCAAUGGUGCUGAAAAAGAAAGAAGAAUUGAAAGAGGAAGAGGAGUUGGGAUAUGAUGAUGAUUUCCCUGUGGCAGUUGAAGUAAUUGUUGGUGGUGUUCGCAUGGUUUAUCCAUCAGCUUUUGUUUUGAUCUCUCAGAAUGACAUCCCAGUUCCUCAGAGUGUUGCCAGUGCUGGAGGCCACAUUACAGUUGGGCAGCAGGGACUUGGUAGUGUGAAGGACCCAAGUAACUGUGGGAUGCCUCUCACCCCUCCCACCUCUCCAGAACAGGCUGUCAUAGGUGAGAGUGGAGGUACGCAGAGUGCUGUCAGUCACCUAGGUUCCCAAGACGGGGGGAUGAUAACUAUGCAUAGUCCAAAGAGAUCGGGGAAGAUUCCUCCAAAACUCCACAAUCAUAUGGUCCAUCGAGUCUGGAAGGAAUGCAUCCUCAACAGAUCCCAGUCCAAGAGGAGCCAAAUGUCAACUCCAACUCUUGAAGAAGAGCCUGCUAACAAUCCUGCUACUUGGGAUUUUGUGGAUCCAACCCAAAGAGUCAGCUGUUCUUGCUCUAGGCAUAAACUUUUAAAACGUUGUGCAGUAGGACCCAAUCGACCUCCCACAGUAUCUCAACCAGGGUUCAGUGCAGGACCAUCAUCAUCUUCAUCUUUACCACCUCCUGCUUCUUCUAAGCACAAAACAACAGAAAGACAGGAAAAGGGAGACAAGUUGCAAAAGAGACCCUUGAUACCAUUUCACCAUAGGCCCUCUGUGGCCGAAGAGUUAUGCAUGGAACAAGAUACACCGGGACAGAAGCUAGGGUUGGCAGGGAUAGAGUCCUUGGAGGUGUCUAGCAGUAGGAAGUAUGAUAAGCAAAUGGCCGUGCCUUCCAGAAAUACAAGCAAGCAAAUGAAUCUGAAUCCUAUGGAUUCACCUCAUUCCCCUAUUUCCCCUCUGCCGCCAACACUCAGCCCUCAGCCACGAGGUCAGGAAACGGAGAGUUUGGAUCCGCCAUCUGUCCCUGUGAAUCCAGCACUCUACGGAAAUGGGCUAGAACUCCAGCAGUUGUCUACUCUGGAUGACAGAACUGUCCUUGUAGGCCAAAGACUGCCUCUGAUGGCAGAGGUCAGCGAGACAGCCUUAUAUUGUGGGAUUAGGCCCUCGAACCCGGAGUCAUCAGAUAAGUGGUGGCAUAGCUAUCGCCUCCCACCCAUUGAUGAUGCUGAGUUCCGGCCUCCAGAGCUCCAGGGUGAGAGAUGUGAUGCCAAAAUGGAGGUAAACUCAGAGAGCACUGCAUUGCAAAGACUCUUAGCACAACCUAACAAACGGUUUAAAAUCUGGCAAGACAAGCAGCCCCAGAUGCAGCCACUCCACUUCCUUGACCCAUUGCCUCUGUCACAACAACCUGGGGACAGUUUGGGAGAAGUCAAUGACCCAUAUACCUUUGAGGAUGGAGACAUAAAAUACAUCUUUACAGCAAACAAGAAAUGCAAACAAGGGACGGAGAAAGAUUCCCUGAAAAAGAAUAAGUCAGAGGAUGGAUUUGGUACCAAGGAUGUCACUACACCAGGUCAUUCCACGCCGGUGCCUGAUGGGAAAAAUGCCAUGUCUAUUUUCAGUUCUGCUACUAAAACAGACGUCCGGCAGGAUAAUGCUGCUGGCAGAGCUGUCUCCAGCAGCCUUACGCAAGUGACAGAUCUGGCACCUUCCCUGCAUGACUUAGACAACAUCUUUGAUAAUUCUGAUGACGACGAACUUGGGGCUGUGUCACCUGCACUGCGCUCAUCGAAAAUGCCUGCAGUUGGGACAGAAGACCGGCCGCUCGGGAAGGAUGGAAGAGCUGCUGUUCCUUACCCGCCAACAGUUGCAGACCUGCAAAGGAUGUUCCCCACCCCUCCUUCUUUGGAACAGCACCCUGCAUUUUCUCCUGUGAUGAAUUAUAAAGAUGGAAUCAGUUCAGAGACGGUGACCGCAUUAGGCAUGAUGGAGAGUCCUAUGGUCAGUAUGGUUUCCACACAGCUCACUGAAUUCAAAAUGGAAGUGGAAGAUGGAUUAGGAAGUCCCAAGCCAGAGGAAAUAAAGGACUUUUCAUAUGUGCACAGAGUUCCAACUUUUCAACCUUUUGUGGGAUCCUCCAUGUUUGCUCCACUGAAGAUGUUGCCGAGCCAAUGCCUGCUACCUCUGAAGAUACCUGAUGCCUGUCUGUUUCGGCCUUCGUGGGCAAUCCCUCCUAAAAUUGAACAACUGCCCAUGCCACCUGCAGCCACUUUCAUUAGAGAUGGCUACAAUAAUGUGCCUAGUGUCGGGAGCCUUGCAGAUCCAGACUAUCUGAACACACCACAGAUGAACACCCCAGUGACGUUGAACAGCGCUGCCCCAGCCAGCAACAGCGGAGCAGGAGUUUUGCCAUCUCCAGCAACCCCUCGCUUCUCUGUCCCCACACCACGAACCCCCAGAACCCCAAGAACUCCCAGAGGUGGGGGCACUGCCAGUGGUCAAGGGUCUGUUAAAUAUGACAGCACUGAUCAGGGGUCACCAGCCUCUACUCCCUCUACCACGCGGCCCCUUAACUCUGUGGAACCUGCCACCAUGCAGCCAAUUCCUGAAGCCCACAGUCUCUAUGUCACUCUGAUUCUCUCAGAUUCUGUGAUGAAUAUCUUUAAAGACAGAAACUUUGACAGCUGUUGCAUCUGUGCCUGCAACAUGAACAUCAAAGGGGCGGAUGUCGGGCUUUAUAUCCCCGAUUCUUCCAAUGAGGACCAGUACCGCUGUACCUGUGGAUUUAGUGCGAUUAUGAAUCGCAAACUUGGCUACAAUUCGGGACUCUUCCUGGAAGAUGAGUUGGAUAUUUUUGGGAAGAAUUCUGAUAUUGGUCAGGCUGCGGAGAGGCGCUUAAUGUUGUGUCAGACCACCUUCCUUCCUCAGAUGGAGGGAGCCAGAAAAUCCCAGGAGCCACCUAUAAGCCUUCUCCUCCUCCUCCAGAAUCAACAUACACAACCUUUUGCUUCACUGAGUUUCCUGGACUACAUUUCCUCUAACAAUCGCCCAACUCUUCCCUGUGUUAGCUGGAGUUAUGACCGGGUACAGGCAGAUAAUAAUGAUUACUGGACGGAAUGCUUUAAUGCCUUGGAGCAGGGCCGGCAAUAUGUGGAUAAUCCCACGGGUGGCAAAGUGGACGAAGCUCUGGUGAGAAGUGCCACUGUGCACUCUUGGCCUCAUAGCAACGUGCUCGACAUCAGCAUGCUCUCCUCCCAGGAUGUGGUCCGUAUGCUGUUGUCCCUGCAGCCCUUUCUCCAAGACGCCAUCCAGAAGAAGCGCACGGGCAGGACCUGGGAGAAUAUCCAGCAUGUGCAGGGACCACUCACCUGGCAGCAGUUCCACAAAAUGGCAGGACGGGGAACCUAUGGUUCAGAAGAGUCUCCUGAGCCACUGCCCAUCCCCACUCUGCUGGUGGGCUGCGACAAGGACUUCCUCACCAUCUCGCCGUUCUCCUUGCCAUUUUGGGAGAGGCUGUUGUUGGACCCGUAUGGGGGCCACCGUGAUGUUGCCUAUCUUGUGGUGUGUCCAGAAAAUGAGGCCUUGCUCGAGGGAGCCAGAACUUUCUUCAGGGACUUGAGUGCUGUAUAUGAGAUGUGCAGGCUGGGGCAGCACAAGCCCAUCUGCAAAGUGCUACGCGAUGGGAUCAUGCGCGUGGGAAAGACCGUGGCACAGAAGCUGACCGACGAGCUUGUGAGUGAGUGGUUCAACCAGCCGUGGAGCAGUGAGGAGAAUGACAAUCAUUCCAGACUCAAACUGUAUGCGCAAGUUUGUCGCCAUCACCUAGCACCUUAUUUAGCCACUCUGCAGCUCGAUAGCAGCCUGUUGAUACCACCUAAAUACCAGACCCCACCAGCAGCAGCACAGGGACAAGCUACGCCUGGGAAUACUGGGCCUUUAGCCUCAAAUUCAGGAUCAGCAGCUCCCUCAGCUGGCAGUGCGUUUAAUCCCACCUCUAAUGGUAGUUCUACGAACCCUGCAGCGAGUAGUUCCACGUCUGGUUCUUCUGUACCACCGGUCUCAUCAUCUGCCUCCGCUCCUGUUAUUAACCAGAUAAGCACUACCUCUUCUUCAGGAUUCAGUGGUAGUGUUGGAGGGCAGAACCCCAGCACUGGGGCCAGUUCUGCAGAUAGAACACAAGGGAACAUAGGCUGUGCUGGAGACACUGAGCCUGGGCAGAGCUCCUCUCAGCCCUCACAGGAUGGACAAGAAAGUGUCACAGAAAGGGAGAGAAUAGGAAUCCCCACAGAGCCCGACUCUGCAGACAGCCAAGCCUGUCCCCCAGCUGUUGUCAUUUACAUGGUGGACCCCUUCACCUACACUGCAGAAGAAGACUCCACUUCCGGGAACUUUUGGCUGUUGAGCUUGAUGCGCUGCUACACAGAGAUGCUGGAUCAUUUACCUGAGCAUAUGAGAAAUUCUUUCAUUCUCCAGAUUGUGCCUUGCCAGUACAUGCUGCAGACAAUGAAGGAUGAACAAGUUUUCUACAUUCAAUACUUGAAGUCCAUGGCAUUUUCAGUGUACUGCCAGUGCAGGCGGCCUCUGCCUACGCAGAUCCACAUUAAAUCCCUCACAGGAUUUGGACCUGCUGCCAGCAUUGAGAUGACCCUCAAGAACCCGGAGCGGCCCAGCCCAAUCCAGCUUUACUCCCCUCCUUUUAUAUUGGCCCCAAUCAAAGACAAGCAGACAGAGCUGGGAGAGACGUUUGGCGAAGCGAGCCAGAAAUACAAUGUGCUCUUUGUGGGCUAUUGUCUGUCUCACGACCAGCGCUGGCUUUUGGCUUCCUGCACUGACCUCCAUGGGGAAUUAUUAGAAACUUGUAUUGUCAAUAUUGCUUUACCAAACAGAUCACGUAGGAGUAAAGUAUCUGCACGUAAAAUUGGACUACAGAAGUUAUGGGAAUGGUGCAUAGGUAUUGUCCAAAUGACGUCUCUACCCUGGAGAGUUGUAAUAGGGCGACUUGGGCGUCUUGGCCAUGGGGAGCUUAAAGAUUGGAGUAUCCUCCUUGGAGAAUGUUCACUACAGACAAUCAGCAAACGGCUCAAGGACGUGUGCCGGAUGUGUGGAAUCUCUGCCGCAGACUCUCCUUCUAUCCUUAGUGCCUGCCUGGUUGCCAUGGAACCCCAGGGGUCCUUUGUAGUGAUGCCAGAUGCUGUCACAAUGGGUUCUGUUUUUGGCCGAAGUACUGCACUAAACAUGCAGUCAUCUCAGCUUAACACCCCUCAAGAUGCUUCUUGUACACACAUCUUGGUGUUCCCAACAUCAUCAACCAUCCAAGUGGCUCCAGCCAACUAUCCCAAUGAAGAUGGAUUUAGCCCCAACAAUGAUGAUAUGUUUGUUGACCUUCCAUUCCCAGAUGAUAUGGACAAUGAUAUUGGUAUAUUAAUGACUGGGAACCUCCAUUCCUCUCCCAACUCCUCCCCAGUCCCCUCCCCAGGCUCUCCUUCUGGAAUUGGCGUGGGCUCUCACUUCCAGCAUAGUCGGAGCCAGGGCGAGCGUCUUCUUUCUAGAGAAGCGCCUGAGGAGCUGAAGCAGCAGCCUCUGGCCCUUGGAUAUUUUGUGUCAACUGCCAAAGCGGAGAAUCUCCCCCAGUGGUUCUGGUCCUCGUGUCCCCAGGCUCAGAACCAGUGCCCCCUCUUCCUAAAGGCUUCGCUGCAUCACCACAUUUCUGUAGCACAGACGGAUGAACUUCUCCCUGCCAGGAAUUCUCAGCGGGUUCCACAUCCUCUUGACUCCAAAACCACAUCUGAUGUUUUAAGGUUUGUUUUGGAGCAGUACAACGCCCUGUCCUGGCUCACGUGCAACCCGGCCACCCAGGACCGUACCUCCUGCCUUCCCGUCCACUUUGUGGUGCUCACUCAGUUGUACAAUGCCAUCAUGAAUAUACUUUAAUUGGAAAAGCACUUGUUCUCUCUGGCUCAGUUCCUUCUCCCGCAACCUCAGUCCAAGGAACCUGCUACACUCUGCAAAUACCCACAUCCUCUUCUUGAGACCACUCUCCACAGUCCUGCACUGUGAUUCCUUCUCAGCAGGCACAUGUCAUUUCUGCAGUGUUCGUUACUAGAGUGACUCAUUGACACUUCUCUAAUGGACCUGGAAACUUCCAUAAGCAGUGACUUUCAGCCAGUGUUAUGGUGUGUGCAGCCCCAAACCACUGGUCCACAGGAAGUUUUUUUUGUUGUUGGUUUUUAAGAGGGAAACAGAAGAGACGGUAUCCUUUUGCACAAGAGUCUGUGUUUUCAGUCUCUGUUUAAAAAUAAGGGCAGUUUAGCCCUUUGGAUGAAAUCCUCUAGUUAUUGGUCUAUGGCCUGUGGGUUACCUGAACUCCAUAAUCUGGGACUUUUUGACAGUAAGAACCAGCUCAAGUACGUGAUUUCGUAAUGGGGUUUCUGUCUCCCUAGUGCUCCCAUCUAGGUUGGCGUGAGUGCUUUGGUUGACUUCAUACCUGUGUGUAGAUACAAAAGGUCUGGAGACAUCUUCAUUUUGUUUAUUUAUUUUAAGUUGUUUUGUCAUAUAGUUUUUGUGACUUACUUUUAAUUUUUUUAAUUCGCGAGGACCAGGUACAGUAGCUGAAACCCAACUCAGAUCUACCAUAGGAUUCUUUGAGUACGUACCUCUGUCCUAGAAGCCGGAAAAGGAGUGGAAACAAACUGGGGAGACCAUGCCUAAAAGUAAUAUAUUUAAAACGACCCGGCAGUGGGUUUUGUUCAGAACAAACUGGGUAAACAUUCUGCCAUGUUCCUUAUUAAAGUGGCCAGCGUUUCAUGAAGGUUAACAUUUUUAUACAGAAGGCAGUCAAGCUCAACCCAGAGCCAUGGAGGCAAGUACCUUAAUUAGUUUUCUAUAAUCACAGUGGGAAUAUAUUUUCUAGUGAAUUCUUAUUGAAAGCCAGGUCUCUCCUCUCAUUAGAUCAAAAGGGACUCAUGUACAUAUCACAAUCGAAAGUGUUUGCUCAUAAAAUCGGUUAUAAAUAUGGUGAAUUUUUUCUGGACCAUAGGAAUAUUAUUUCAAAGAAAUAUUACAACUUAACCAUAAAAUUAGUACUUGAAGUUGAGCCUCCGUGGUGGGACCUUUUUUAAAAAAUGCCUUUUUAAAGCAUUAAUGGCUAAUUGAAGUAUUUUAUGACUCCUCAUUCCGGGCCCGAGAGGGUUGUCUCUAAGACUCCGUUUCUAACCCUUGCAUUGCUGUGCGUGUCUGUCUGAGGGCAGUGGGCAUGGGCUUGCCUCCCGUGAGCCGCUCUGAUCAGGCUGUUGAGCUCUAGUCAUCUGUGGAGAGAAUCAUGCAAAUUUUAAAAGUUCUUCCAAGAGACUUCCAUAUCCUGGUUAUUAACAAAAAAAGGAAAAAUGUAAUAACUGAUAUGAUUUUGUAAAAGUAUUUUUCUUGAAAUAAUCUAACGUUUAAAACAUUAUAUUAAAAAAAAAGUUGUGUGGUGGGAAUGUGAAAUCAGAGAAAUAACUUGUAAAUGGGUAAUUUUGUUCUCUGUGCCACCAAUUGAAGGGGGGUUGACUUUCGCAAUGUAUAGGUUAAAAAAAUCUGAUAUAUCAAACCAUUUGUAUCUAAUGUGUACAGUGUAAAAUUGACUUUAAAAAUAUUGCAGUGCUAUUUUUUCUUAAUCAGAAAGGAAAAAUUCUCAAGGCCUUUUGAAGAGCAUAAGAUGAUGAAGAUUGUAAACUUGUAUAAAAUUAUCUUGGUGAGAAGACAAAUUGUAAAGUAGAUAUUUGUAAUCUUUUACCACUUUGGGGUUGCUUUUUUCCCAGAAUUCAUCAGAACUUUGAAUUUUUUUUUAAAAUGGGCUGUUUUUAAUGCAGGGGCUUUUCUUCCCUAGAAACCCAAUUCUAAGCAAAAAAAAAGAUAAAAAAACCUACAAAAAACAAAAAACCCCUACAAAAAUUAAAAAAAAAAAAAAGGCAGCAAAGGGUAGUUUUCAUCUGGUGUCUUUUAUUUAAGUUUUUUAAGUUAAGAAAAGCUGGUGACAUAUUUAUACGUUUUUGUGCAAAAAUAAAUGAAUGGCAAUAGAUUUUAAAAAAUCUUAUUAUGUACUUCUGUGUGAAAAAGUCUGUAUAAUAUUUCCCUUAAAUAUGCAUUAUUUUACUUGUGAGUUUUUUACUGAAUUAAUCUGAAAUGUACAAGCCCUGGAUUUGCUACAGAGUGAGAAGUUAUUUUAUUUUUUUUUAUUUUUAAUUUUGGAAAUUCUGCAGAAAUCAGAACUCUUCCCAUGGUUUGAACUAAAAAGGGGAGAUGGGGAGGGGACAGGGGUGGGGUUGCCCAGCAUGCUCGUGUGUAUAUUUCAGAACCUUUUUUAAAUGUAAAAGCUGUACAUUUCUGGGAAGUUCUGAAUUUCUUUUGUUUCCUUUUUUCCUUCAAGCAUUUUGCAGUGAGCUUCUUUUAUAUAUAGCAAACAAUUUGAAAGAAUACAAAAAUAUGUGAAGUUCAUUUAAAAAACUACAGUAUAGCGCUGGUACAGUACACUAAAAGACUUUGAUAAAAAGAAACAAUACUAAAAGGCCUCCAUUUUAAAUGUCAUUCAUAUAUACCUUGUGAAUGAGAGCUAUAUACUUUUACACACUUUUUUAGAGGAAUAAAUUAUUGAAUUACUGAAA
Ceratotherium simum simum (southern white rhinoceros) is the source of this 9423-nucleotide messenger RNA. It is a transcript of the gene MED13L, whose product is annotated as mediator complex subunit 13L. Gene Ontology annotation, cellular component: mediator complex. Lineage: Eukaryota; Metazoa; Chordata; Mammalia; Perissodactyla; Rhinocerotidae. The record is from RefSeq and is a predicted model, not a curated record. Gene Ontology annotation, biological process: regulation of transcription by RNA polymerase II. Gene Ontology annotation, molecular function: transcription coregulator activity.